This is a messenger RNA of Pteronotus mesoamericanus, 1497 nucleotides long. It is a transcript of the gene TXNL4A, whose product is annotated as thioredoxin like 4A. Gene Ontology annotation, biological process: mRNA splicing, via spliceosome. Gene Ontology annotation, cellular component: U4/U6 x U5 tri-snRNP complex; U5 snRNP; spliceosomal complex. The record is from RefSeq and is a predicted model, not a curated record. The coding region runs from base 75 to 503 and encodes 142 amino acids. NCBI's taxonomy places the organism in Eukaryota, Metazoa, Chordata, Mammalia, Chiroptera, Mormoopidae. The transcript is spliced from 4 exons.
GUCGGCGCGCUUGCCCGCCGCGGCCGCUGUGUUGGAGCCCCGGAGUCCGCCGAGAGGCCAGCAGAGCCGCCAGCAUGUCGUACAUGCUCCCGCACUUGCACAACGGCUGGCAGGUGGACCAGGCCAUCCUUUCGGAAGAAGACCGGGUGGUCGUCAUUCGGUUCGGGCACGAUUGGGACCCUACGUGCAUGAAAAUGGACGAGGUUCUGUACAGCAUCGCGGAGAAGGUUAAAAACUUCGCAGUUAUUUAUCUUGUGGAUAUUACGGAAGUACCCGACUUCAACAAAAUGUAUGAGCUGUAUGACCCGUGCACCGUCAUGUUCUUCUUCAGGAACAAGCACAUCAUGAUCGAUCUGGGCACCGGCAACAACAACAAGAUCAACUGGGCCAUGGAGGACAAGCAGGAGAUGAUCGACAUCAUCGAGACUGUGUACCGGGGCGCCCGCAAAGGCCGGGGCCUGGUCGUGUCCCCGAAGGACUACUCCACCAAGUACCGCUACUGAGCGCCUGCCGCAGGCUGGGCGUGCUCGCCCGGGAGGCCCUUCUCGUGGCGAUGCCGUGAACUCAGGACCCGCGAGGAGCGGUCUGGGGAAGGGCACGAGGGCCGCGCGGCCUCGGCCGGGAGUCGGCCUGGCGGCGGCACUUCCAUGUCCACCAGUGUCUGUGAAUACCCGGUGGAAGUAAACGUGCGCGGUGACAGGCGUGUCCCAGUGUUUGUUUCUUGUGCAGGUCGCUGGUUGUGGAAGAACCUAAUUCUUUAGCCUGGAGAGACGGGCGGGGCGUCCUGUGGCUGCUCCACGUUGCACUCAUGGCGGCGAGGUCCCCGCCUCCCGGGCUGCUGGGAUGCGGGCCACAGCCUCGGCCCCUCGGCAGGCGCCUGUGUCUCCCCAGCCGGAGGCUGGGUGUCCAGGGACCAGGCGCCUCCCAACCCACCCCAGUCUCCGCCUCCUCUUUUCGAGGCCUCUUCCCCAAGUUACAUCUGUGUCCACAUUUCCUUUUCUUUUUUUAAAAAGUUACUUUUAGAGAGAAACAUCACUUUGUCGUCCCACUUAUUGAUGCAUCAUUGGUUGAUUCUUGUGCCCUGAGGACCGAACCCACAACCUUGACGUAUUGGGACGAUGCUCUAACCAACUGAGCUCCCCGGCCAGGGCUAAGUGUCACCUUGUUAUGAGGACACUCAUCCUGGGAUGAGGGCUGCCCAGCUCCAGCAUGACCUCAUCUUAACUAAUUACGUGUGUAGCAGUCCCGUUCCCGCAGGGUCACACCCUCAGGUCCUGGGGGUCAGGGUUACCAACGUGUGUGUCGGGGGUUGGGGGUUGCGUGCAGUUCAACCCACAACAGAAUCCAAGCGUGUCUUCUGGGCAUAAAAACAGUGCAAUAAAAUAACUUGGUAGGCCUUUCUUUAAAUACAAAGAGUGAGCUGCUUCUUAACUCCUCUUAAGGUUGUAUCUAACACACUGUUCUCCGCAGAGUCCAUGAACCCUCGGCCUCCACAUC